This is a messenger RNA of Moesziomyces antarcticus, 1041 nucleotides long. RefSeq names its product NAD(P)-binding protein. The transcript is spliced from 2 exons. The record is from RefSeq and is a predicted model, not a curated record. The coding region runs from base 1 to 1041 and encodes 346 amino acids. Gene Ontology annotation, cellular component: mitochondrion. NCBI's taxonomy places the organism in Eukaryota, Fungi, Basidiomycota, Ustilaginomycetes, Ustilaginales, Ustilaginaceae. Gene Ontology annotation, molecular function: zinc ion binding; oxidoreductase activity.
AUGAGGGCCUUCUACCUGCACAAGGACAUCGCUCCUGAAGAGCUGCCGUCGACGCUCGCCAACGACGUGCCCGAGCCCAAGUGUGCUCCGGGUUCCAACGAGGUGCUUGUCGACAUCCACUCGGCCGCCUUCAACUUUUUCGACAUCCUCGCCGUCCAGGGCAAGUACCAGGUCAAGACCCCGCACCCGUAUGUUCCCGGUGUCGAGAUGGCCGGCAUCAUCUCCAAGGACUCGCCCAUCCCCGAGGGCUGCAGUUUCAUCCCCGGCAAGACGCGCGUGUUCGGCGCGGCGCAGGGCGCAUACGGCGAGAAGACCAAGGCCGACUACUGGCAGCUCAUGGAGGUGCCCGAGGGCAUCUCGCUCGAGCAGGCUGCGGGUCUCUUCAUCACGUGGCCCACCAGCUACGCUGCGCUCAAGUUCCGCGCCAAUGUGCAGGAGGACGAGUGGGUGCUCGUCCACGCCGGUGCCGGCGGUGUCGGCAUCUGUGCCAUCCAGAUCGCCAAGGCAAUGGGAGCACGCGUGAUCGCCACUGCCGGCUCCGCUGACAAGCUUCGCGUGUGCAAGGAGGUCGGAGGCGCCGACUACGCCGUUAACUACCGCGACAAGGACUGGCAGGACCAGGUCAAGAAAAUCACCGAAGGUCACGGUGUCGAUGUCGUCUACGACCCGGUGGGCAUGAUCAUCCCUUCGCUCAAGGUGAUUGCGUGGAACGGCCGCAUCAUCGUCGUCGGCUUUGUGGCCGGCACGAUCGAGAAGGUGCCCGCCAACCUGAUCCUGCUCAAGAACGUCGCGGUGACGGGUGUUCACUGGGGCGCAUACGUGCGCAACGAGCCGGACAAGAUCGGCGAGACCUGGGAGGCGCUGCUCAACAUGUUUGCCACCAAGAAGAUUGUGCCCACCGUGUUCGAGCACAUCUACGAGGGCCUCGACAGUGUGCCCGAAGGCCUCAAGGACCUUGCCGAGCGCAAGACAUGGGGCAAGGCCGUCGUGCGCAUCCGCGCCGACCCACAAUUCCCUCCCAAGGGCAAGCACAAGCUUUGA